Lactuca sativa (garden lettuce) is the source of this 986-nucleotide messenger RNA. RefSeq lists its product as uncharacterized. The record is from RefSeq and is a predicted model, not a curated record. Gene Ontology annotation, molecular function: cysteine-type peptidase activity. Gene Ontology annotation, biological process: proteolysis. Lineage: Eukaryota; Viridiplantae; Streptophyta; Magnoliopsida; Asterales; Asteraceae.
CGGGAUCUUCAACGCUGCGAGUGUUGAAACCGUGAUUAGCUCAGUGGCCAUUAUGGAGAUGUUGAACAAAGAACAACUUGAUAUUAGUUGUAUUCUCUGGUAUCAAAUAAUGCUACAUUCACUCAUGCUUGUAUCAAGAAUGGAUAACAAAUGUGGUUUUAUAAACCCACAAUGUAUCACGUCUACGAGAUGUGAAUACGAUGAUAGGGGUGAAACAGAUCAUGUCAUCAAUGAUCUUGUUGAUAUGAUGAAUUUUCAUGAGGAAAAACAAUUUUUUCUUGCACCAUAUUGGGAAAGGAGACAUUGGAUGUUGAUAGUGAUUUGUCCUCAUCAAUAUAAAAGCUACAUUUUGGAUUCUGCAAGACAGACAAAGACAUUGAAAGACUACACAAUAGUUGAACAUGUGAAUAAGGCUGUUACAAGGUUUAAAAAAACAAAAACCAACAAAUCACGUUUGUGUCCAAUGACUUGGAUUUUCCCCAAGUGUAAUCAACAAUUGUCCGAUUGGGAGUGUGGUUACUACGUUAUGAACUGGAUGCAUGAGUUUGUACUUUUUCGACAACAUGGAUUUCCGAAAAACAUUUGGAAGGACAAAAAACCAUUUUCUAGUGAGGAAUUGGAGGAACGUGUUAAAACAUGGAUGAGAACUUUUGGUGAUAAAGUGAAGCCUUUUUGUAAGGCAUACAAUGAAUCAACCACAAAGGGGAAAGAGAGGUUAGAGGUGACAAAGGGGAAAGAGAGGUUAGAGAUGUGACAUUAACAAAGUUUUUUCUGUUUAAUGAACUAAGUUCAUUGUAAUUUUUUUUCUAUUUCUGAAAAUGAAAACAUGAUCACUGAUGUCCCACUUCUUAUGGUUGGAAUGGAAUCAUAUAGUAGGUUUGUAUUUUGUAGAGAUUGAUCCAUGUGUUCCAGAGCAUCCAUGGACUGUAAUUGACUGUUUGGAGUGGAAUUGGAAUGGAAUUGGUGUAUUAGAUGUGAGACAUCAA